GCGGAAAUGGGCCGGACCUUUUGGAGAGGAGAGGGUCUGAUCUGCGCACGCAUCACCGACACUCGGGCCUGCUCUCACGCGCGCUGGUGUGCCGUGCUAUACCUUUUGGAGCAGCUCGAGACCCUUUAAACAACAUGAGCAGCUCGGUGACAUCCGAAGAAGUGACGCCGAAGUCGGUCUUUGUUUAGAGCCCUUCCUCCUUCUCGUUAUCACCCGCUACAGACUGGUUGUGGCCCCUCCGCGCGCACUGCGGCGCUUUGAAACCUCGGAACAACAGGGCGCGCGGCCACUCCUCCUCUGGUCCGCUGUGGCAGGAAUGAUGCUCGCGCUCACCUUCACCUGCCGCGCGCUGCUCGUCUUCCUGCUCUCCGACUCGGUCCAGACCGACAGAACAGCGCCUUUCCUGAUCACAGAGAACAUGUGGCCUCGCGGCUGUGUCCUGGACUGCCAGAGGGGGCGCCACAGAGCCGUGUGUGGCAGCAACGGCAGGUUGUAUAAAUCGCUGUGUGCCUUCCAGAGGGCCCAGUGCAUCAACACACAGCUCCGCCUCGCUCCACAAGCACACUGCUCAGAUCCGAGUCAGCCCAAAUGCCAGCUGGCCCGGGCUCAGGCCCUGGAGGCCAGCGCCCACAACGGCCACGUUAGCCCAGGAGUUGUCAUCUUUGUGCCUGAGUGCAGUCCGGACGGUCACUUCCUGCCAGUGCAGUGCCACAGCCUGACCGGAUACUGCUGGUGCUCCAUGCCCGAUGGCAAACCUGUUUACGGGACCUCGGUCCUCCAUCUCAUCCCCAACUGUACUGAUGAUGUUGGUGAACCUGGGCCUACACUGGAUCCCAGAAAACAUGCAGAGCUGACUGCUCCUCCGAUCUUGGUGACCAUCCUGAAGAACUCUGACAAAGGUAACCGCUCCGUCAGACGACCACCUGAAGGUGCUCAGAUGUGUGAGCGUGAGCGAGCGUUGUUGCUCUCUCAGAUGAGUUCAUCCUGGCAGGAAGAGCAUUUCAUCCCAGAAUGCAGUGCAGACGGCCGCUAUAACCCCGUGCAGUGUUACGCUGCUACAGGUUACUGUUGGUGUGUCAGGGUGGACAGCGGCAGGCCGGUACCAGGCACCUCUGCAAGGCAUCACAUCCCAAAGUGCCCUGGGGCCGAGGAGGCACCGACACGCAGGAAGUACAGGGAAAAACCUCUGCCUGGGUGUCCCGGAGCUCGUAAGAAGCAGUUCCUACAGAGUCUGGUUAGAGCUCUGCAGCUGGAAGCAGAGCAUGCUGGAAGUUUGAGUCCCUACCAGGCCUCAAACACCCCUCCCUCCAGCUCUCCCUCUCCAUCUUUGAACGCUCCACCCUCCACCACCCCUUCCUCCUCCACUCUGGACGUGUCUUCUCCUGCUGCUCUGCAGGCUGUCGAGGCCUCCGGGCCAGAGGUUGUGCUGCAGUGGCACUUCAGUCAGCUGGACGUGGACUCCAGUGGGGUGCUGAGCGAACGCGAAGCUCGACCUCUGCGGCAGUUCCUGCGACAGAGGCUGAAGCCGCGACGGUGCGCCAAGAAGUUUGCUCAGUACUGUGACAGGGACGGAGACCGAGGCCUGACGCUGGAGGAGCUGAGGGUCUGCCUGGGCCUCUGAGCCAGAGAGCAACCAGACAAAUCACCCGCUGCCAAAGGCCCACUCCUCUCCUACCGCUUCACUGUCACCUUUCCAGGUUCUAUUUAUUCAUCCAUGAAAUCCUUUCAUGUAAAUUUCAGGACUUCAGCUUCCUCUGGCUGUAUUAGUGUCACCAUACUGUAUCUAUGAUAUAACCCUUAUAGUCACUCCAAGUCGACUGUCAACUUCAAAAUAAGGAAUUUAGGGUGAAGAUUGGGAUUGGGCCUCACUCUUGGUGACUUUUCCUUCCCAAACAUCCUCACCUCCUUCCCUUAAUCCUUGCUUCUUUCUCUUCAUCCCUCUCUGCUUUGUACAUACUUUGCUUAUUUUGUAUACAUAUUGCCAAUAUAUUGAUGUAACAUAUUUUGAUACACAUUUUGAUCAAUGGUAAAUUCAUAAUUCUUUAUACAACCUUUAUACAACAUAUCAGUCUGCAGCGUUUUCUCAGACACUACAUUGUUUUCUGAUUGAUUGAUUGAAACCCAGCUUUGAUAGAAGUCAUUUCCAGCUUUUGAUGUUUGUAAAUGUUCUUUCAAUAAAUGGAUUGCAGUAGUGACGCUGUGAACAUUGUUUGCCAGUAAUCAUCA
Messenger RNA from Sander lucioperca (pikeperch), 2226 nucleotides. RefSeq names its product SPARC-related modular calcium-binding protein 1-like. The transcript has 10 exons. Gene Ontology annotation, molecular function: calcium ion binding; protein binding; extracellular matrix binding. The record is from RefSeq and is a predicted model, not a curated record. Gene Ontology annotation, biological process: extracellular matrix organization. Gene Ontology annotation, cellular component: basement membrane. NCBI's taxonomy places the organism in Eukaryota, Metazoa, Chordata, Actinopteri, Perciformes, Percidae. Bases 317 to 1621 code for a protein of 434 amino acids.